AUGGCUUCGGGAUACGGUACCUCUGGUGGCCCGUCGCGGUGCUUUCCCUUCUGGCAGGAGCUUCUCGCCUGCUACGUCGUCAACUCGGGAGAAGGAGAAAAUGGAAAGUUGAAGUGCGUGCCGGUAAUGGAGGACUACUACGAGUGCCUACACCACAAAAAGGAGGUGCGUCAAGGACACCCAACACCGGACUCCGGACUCUGGAGAGAGUUGAUCAGAGUUUGA
Messenger RNA from Coccidioides posadasii C735 delta SOWgp, 225 nucleotides. RefSeq lists its product as uncharacterized. The record is from RefSeq and is a predicted model, not a curated record. Gene Ontology annotation, biological process: mitochondrial respiratory chain complex I assembly. NCBI's taxonomy places the organism in Eukaryota, Fungi, Ascomycota, Eurotiomycetes, Onygenales, Onygenaceae.